Lactuca virosa is the source of this 321-nucleotide messenger RNA. The record is from the annotation of a GenBank genome assembly. NCBI's taxonomy places the organism in Eukaryota, Viridiplantae, Streptophyta, Magnoliopsida, Asterales, Asteraceae.
AUGGAGUUGCCGCCAGCUCUAAUUGAGAAGCUUAAGGAGGACAUUAAACUGAAGACGAUGAAAGUUGAGGUAUAUGAUAGUGAUUGCUUACAGGUGGGGUACCUCAAGUAUGCAGGUAAUCUAACCAAAAAAAGUGUGAAGUGGGAGAAGUGUUUAGGCAUGAGCAUAAUUAUGUUACCCUAUGUGGUGUGGCUGAUUUGCUUGACCAACAUAUCAAGAAGCGUGAGAUCAGGAAGGGUAGAAUGGGUGUUCGGGUUGUCGAGAAUGAUGUUUUGGAGUUUGAACAUUUUGACAUAUUGGGGGUGCUGCAUACUGAUGUGA